Messenger RNA from Nezara viridula (southern green stink bug), 2067 nucleotides. NCBI's taxonomy places the organism in Eukaryota, Metazoa, Arthropoda, Insecta, Hemiptera, Pentatomidae. The record is from the annotation of a GenBank genome assembly.
AUGAGUUGUCCUGGAAACAAGAAAAAUAUAUCUAUCAUCAGGAAAAAAUUUUCUCUCGCCAUGAAGAGGCCACUAUCUCAAAUUCAAUUUAACAUAAAUACUAAUAGACAAAGACAUGUGGAGGGACCUCGCCCCAGGGAGAUAUCUAUUGAAAUUCAGCGAAAAACGUUGCCUAUAAACAGAGUGAAGAGGAGGCUUCUUAUGGAAAUAGAGAAAGCGGAAACAGUUAUAUUAUUAGGAGAAACAGGCUGUGGUAAAACCACACAGAUCCCUCAAUACUUGCUCGAAAGAAAACUUAAUCGUGAUGGUAUCAUCGGAAUAACUCAGCCUAGAAGGGUUGCAGCUGUAACAGUGGCAAAUCGAGUUGCGGUUGAAAUGAAAACAUCCACUGGUCAAGCAGUUGGUUAUACUGUACGAUUUGAAGAUGCAACAUCUCCUCUGACAAAAAUAAAAUAUUUAACUGAUGGAAUGUUAUUACGAGAAGCCAUGUCAGAUAAUCUACUAAAGGCUUAUAACUUUAUUAUUCUUGAUGAGGCCCAUGAAAGAACAAUCCAUACUGACGUUUUAUUUGGUAUAGUAAAAGAAGCUCAAGCCAAACGGAAAUCUAGCAAUUGCACUCCUCUUAAGAUAAUCGUGAUGUCUGCGACGAUGGAUGUUGAUCAUUUUAGUAAAUAUUUUAAUGAUGCUCCUGUUAUUUAUAUUGAAGGUCGUCAGUACCCAGUUGAAAUAAAUCAUGCUGUAGAAUCCCAAGACGAUUACAUUUAUUCUUGUUUAGUUACCAUUUUUCAAAUCAACAGAGAAGCCCCACCCAAUCAUGACAUUUUGGUAUUCCUGACUGGACAAGAAGAGAUAGAAACUAUGACUGCUAAUAUUCGUGCCAUAGCAAAGGAUCCUCUAUUUAGCGGUCCGAACAUCAAAGUUUAUCCUUUAUAUGCAGCUUUGGCAGCUAGUAAACAAUUGGAAGUUUUUCACUCUCCUCCUCCGAAUACUAGGAAAGUAGUACUCAGUACUAAUAUUGCCGAAACAUCAGUCACAAUUAGCGGAAUUAAAUAUGUUAUUGAUAGUGGAAUGGUUAAACACAGAGUUCAUCAUCCUGGCACAGGGUUAGAUGUAUUAAAGGUCCAUAGUAUAUCUCAAGCACAGGCGUGGCAGAGGGCAGGUAGAGCUGGAAGAGAAUCCCCUGGAUUUACGUUUCGUGCCUACACAAAGUCCGAAUUUGAUUGCAUGGUCAAAAAUACUGUUCCAGAAUUAUUGAGGAGCAAUUUAUCCAAUGUUGUGCUGCAAUUAUUGGCACUGAAAGUAAAUGCUUUAACAUUUGACUUCUUGGAUAAACCACCUAAAGAUCUUAUAUUGGAAGCUUUUGACCAGUUAAAACAGCUUGGAGCUAUAGAUAAUUUUGAUGAUGCCCAGUUAACUCCGCUUGGACAGAAGAUGUCUCUUUUCCCUCUGGAUCCAAGGUUCAGUAAGGUCUUACUGGAAGCAGAAAAGUUUGGCUGUGUUGAAGAAAUUCUCAGUAUAGUAGCUCUACUUUCCGGAGAAUCAGUUUUUGUUAAUAACAUUGCUAAAAGAGAAGAAGCUGCUGCUGCUAGAGAAAAGUUUUCAACUUCGGCAGGAGACCACAUCACUCUAUUGAAGAUAUUUAGGGCAUACAAUUCGAUCAACACCAAACAUGCCUGGUGUUAUGAAAACUUUUUUAAUAGUCGUAAUUUGGACUAUGCAAAGAAGGUAAGGAAGCAGCUUUCUGAUCUUUGUAGAAGAUGCGAUAUACAAAUUAAAUCUUGUAACCAAGAUUUCGACAAAGUAAGAAAGUGUUUAAUUAGUGGUUUCUUCAUGAAUAUGGCAGAACUUCAAAGGGACAAGAAAUAUUUAACGGUUGGUUCGAAGCAGCUGGUCCACAUACAUCCUACUUCUGUUUUAUCUGGUUCUCUGCCACAAGUGGUACUUUUCACAGAAUUGGUACAAACAAGUAAAUGUUACAUGCGUUACUUAACGCCAAUAGAUUCCCUUUGGGCGGAUGAAAUCAAAUCUAAAGGCCCAACGAUCUCAGGUUUUUCACAAGUUGACUAA